GAGCAGUGUCUGUAAUAGUACAGGCAAAAAGUAGGGUAAGGUACUCUAUCCUUCAUUAGUUUUGUCAACUUCAUGGCGUUGUGGUUACUGUUUCCCGUAUUGGUUAUAUUAGGAUAUCUAUUCAGGCGUCUAGAUUAUAUGUUCUCUUGACAUUUGGAUAAUUAAAAUUUCAAUUAAUACUUGUCAACACUUCCUCUCCUGAAAAAUAGAAAUGACCAGUAAACAAGAGAGAGAAGAGCGCGAAGAAGUGUACCAAAACAGGAUAAUUUAUUCACUGCCAGUACAUUUAGGAUUGUGGAAUGAGGAGCUUGCCCUUCGAGAUGAAAAAACUAUUAUAGCUGCUUAUAAAAGAGAUCACUGCCAACUGCUAAUUCAAAAAACUAGAAAAAUGUUCAGAAACGUGUUAAAACCAACAGUUUUAGCUAUUGAAGCUCCUUACGUUUUAUAUGGCCAAAACUACCAACUUAAGGCUUGUGAUGUUACGGUUUCCAACACUAAUAAGGAGUCAUCUGGUUUGAAUUUAUCAGGAGUUAUCAAUGAAAGAGACAUAGAUGUUGUCCAACAUUUCAUACACGGUUGUAGUUUAUCAGCAUCUCCCGUUGGUGUACCCUGUGUACGAAAUACUUUUAGAGUAAUGGGUUGCAAAGCUGAUGACAAGGAUGGUCAGCAAGUUUUCUAUGGUCAAGAUGUACUACUACAAAUAUCUGAAAGUAGUGGCCGUCCUCUAUAUUUACAAUGUGAAAAUUCCACAAUCGACACCUUUGGGGGCCAUCUAUCGGUGAGAUUAUCACAGAGUCCAGAUAUUUAUUGCAGGUUCAAAUUUCUCCAUUGGAAUCCACAAAAACGUUAUGAAACUAUCGGUACAACCUUUGCUCCAAAUACCAGAGUAAUCAUACAGCACACUGCAUCAGGCAGAAAUUUAUCUGUGGAACCAUCCCACUGGAUACCAUCUUUCUACGGACCUGAAUGCAUGGUUAGCUGCCACACUUACAGAGAUUCACACAAAAUGGAAACUGCAGAGAACUUUUGGAAAAUUAUCACUAGACCAAUCUCAGAUACAGCUUUGUACCUCAGGGCUGCAAAAGGCGAAGAUAUACCUCUGGAGUUAUUUGAAUAAAAUGAUCGACGAAAAAAAAAUCAUUUAUUUUAUACAAACAUUGCAGGCACAAAAAAAACCAAACAUGUUUAAUGGCGAGAUGAAGAUAAUUUGUGCCCUAUAAAUUAUUAAAAGUUUUGAGAGAACGUAAAAAUUACAAUCUCUUUUAAGAGUUGAAAUAAAAAAUUUCCA
Messenger RNA from Leptinotarsa decemlineata (Colorado potato beetle), 1288 nucleotides. RefSeq names its product cilia- and flagella-associated protein 161. Gene Ontology annotation, biological process: cilium assembly. The record is from RefSeq and is a predicted model, not a curated record. Lineage: Eukaryota; Metazoa; Arthropoda; Insecta; Coleoptera; Chrysomelidae. Gene Ontology annotation, cellular component: motile cilium.